AUGCGUACAGUCAAUGUAGAGAAACCAGUUGAACCUUUGAAGAUUUGUAUUCGACGCGCAGUAAAAACGGCAAAACCUUUAACCUCUCCCACCAUAGCGACGGAGACUGGGAUUACCCCAGCAAGUCAAACAGAAUCCUUGGCAGCUGUGGUCCCGGCUGCGAAAUCAGACAUAUCCAGUUCCGCUCCGGCUCCGAAGCUGCAGUAUGCCCCAGCCAAGCGUGGCCGGCCCCGUAAGUCUGGAACCCCAUCGGCUACCCCCGCUGCAACAUUUAUAUCUGCUUCUGCCCCGUCUCCGGCGGUCAAGAUGGCCCCAGCCAAGCGUGGCCGUCCCAGUAUCGCCGGAACCUCUUCAACCAGCCCCGCUGCAACGUUUGAGGAACCCCCAGCCAAGCGUUUCCGUCCCAUUAAGGUCGUGGCCGCAUCUGCGCCUGCCCAGGUGACAGAGGUUGGUAUUCUCCCAGUAAAGGCCAAGGCUGGCCGUCCCAAGAAGGCCACACGAUUCCAGACCUCAAUCACUUUCAAGUCGGAGCCUGUGGAAGAUGCUAAUUCUGAGCGCAUUCAGGCACGAUCCGAGGCUUAUUGGAGAGAUCAUCAGGGGAAGCCGGGUCACAAUCCCAAGACAGACACACCUGGCUUGACCUCAGAUGCUCAGCCGGCAGCUUCUAUCCCCACAUCGGCGCCUGCUACUCGGAAAAAGCGUGUCCAGGCAACUAAUAAGGCGACUGAUAAAUUUCCCGACAAGGAGCCCUUGUCAACCGCAAGCAAGAUUGUUUCGUUUUGGUACGAGCAGGCGGCUAAGGUGGACUUGAACAAGCCAAAGAAGAGAGUUAAUGCUAGGAAGGCCCGUGGUGCUUAA
Molecule: messenger RNA, 858 nt
Organism: Puccinia triticina
Lineage: Eukaryota; Fungi; Basidiomycota; Pucciniomycetes; Pucciniales; Pucciniaceae
Exons: 2
Coding region: 1-858 (285 amino acids)
Source: RefSeq, a predicted model, not a curated record